Molecule: messenger RNA, 2316 nt
Organism: Tupaia belangeri chinensis (Chinese tree shrew)
Lineage: Eukaryota; Metazoa; Chordata; Mammalia; Scandentia; Tupaiidae
Gene: SAP30BP
Product: SAP30 binding protein
Exons: 11
Coding region: 78-1223 (381 amino acids)
Biological process (GO): regulation of DNA-templated transcription
Cellular component (GO): nucleus
Source: RefSeq, a predicted model, not a curated record
GAAGAGCUUGCCUUUUCGCACGGUAGUCGCCUUCUUGGAGUCACAGGAGUGAGCCGCGCCGGGGCUCUGGGAAUAAGAUGGCGGGGAAAAAGAAUGUCCUAUCGUCUCUGGCAGUUUACGCAGAAGAUUCAGAGCCCGAGUCUGAUGGCGAGGCUGGAGUCGAAGGAGUGGGCAGUGCAGCUGAGGAGAAAGGUGGAUUGGUAUCUGACGCCUACGGAGAGGAUGACUUUUCUCGCCUAGGGGGUGAUGAAGAUGGUUAUGAAGAGGAAGAGGACGAGAACAGCAAACAGUCGGAAGAUGACGAUUCAGAGACUGAAAAACCUGAGGCUGAUGACCCAAAGGAUAACACAGAAGUAGAGAAGCGAGAUCCCCAGGAAUUAGUUGCUUCUUUUUCUGAAAGAGUUCGGAACAUGUCACCUGAUGAAAUCAAGAUCCCACCAGAGCCCCCUGGAAGGUGCUCAAAUCACUUACAGGACAAGAUCCAGAAGCUUUAUGAGCGUAAGAUAAAGGAGGGAAUGGAUAUGAAUUACAUUAUCCAAAGGAAGAAGGAGUUUCGGAAUCCCAGCAUCUACGAGAAGCUGAUCCAGUUCUGUGCCAUCGAUGAGCUUGGCACCAACUACCCAAAGGAUAUGUUUGACCCCCAUGGCUGGUCUGAGGACUCCUACUAUGAGGCAUUAGCCAAGGCCCAGAAGAUCGAGAUGGACAAACUGGAAAAGGCCAAAAAGGAGCGAACCAAAAUUGAGUUUGUGACGGGCACCAAGAAGGGCACCACAACCAACGCCACGGCCCCGACCACCACUACGGCCAGCACCCCCCCCGGCCGCCCCCGCCGUGGCAGAUGCCCAAAAGAGAAAGAGCAAGUGGGACUCAGCGAUCCCGGUGACGACGAUAGCCCAGCCCACCAUCCUCACCACCACGGCAACCCUGCCCGCCGUCGUCACAGUCACCACCAGUGCCAGCGGCUCCAAGACCACCGUCAUCUCUGCCGUGGGCACGAUCGUGAAGAAGGCCAAGCAGUGAGUGGCCUCAGGUCGCCGAGGGCCUUGGGACCUGCAGGACCGUGUGGCCCAGUGGCAACUGCCCACUGGGAGGAGCCACUCUGUACAUUUCAGGACUGGGACCUGCUCCCCAGGUGGCAGCUAAGAGGCACCUCUGUGGCAUUCCAGCCAGAAGGACAUCGCUGCAGAGGAGGGGCGCUGCGAUGGGGCCUGCCACCCCAUUAAGUGUGCCGUGUUCCCACAUCCUGGUACCUUACCGCACGGGGCUCCCCUGUGGUCUCUUUUCAGGCAGAUGCAAAAGCUCAGGUGCCCUCUCUGUCAGGACUGGGAUUACUCGCCUGGGGUUGGCAGUGGGCUAACGGGCUUGUGGCCCUGCCCAAGUGAUGCCUGUUGGCAUGGGCGGGGUGAGCCCCGUGUUUCUGCCAUCUGCUACCCUGGCCCCGAAACCCAGCUGGUUCUCAGGCAAGAGCGGAGGCCUCUGCUCCUUUGGGUGCCGUGGAGCACACCCAAGACUGCUUGGUGGACACACCGGGCUUUGGAAGUCCGCCAGUGACCAUGGCUGGGGUGAGAGCCUUGACACACAUAGGCAAGGAGAGGUGUCGGCACUUGGCCGAAGCUGCCCUGUCCUUCAGUGCCCAGCAAGGCAGUGGGCAGGACCUGAGCAGUGGGGGGAUGAGUCACCCGCUCCAGCCAACAGCAGCUCAUUGUUUACGGGGACCUGUGCCUGGGAGGGCUCAUGGCACCCCACCCUUCCUCUGUGUGUUAUCUCUGCCCCACAGCAGUCCUGGGCAGCGCUGGUGGCCACCAGGUUCCUCUUGGGGCCAAAGCAGGCUUCCCAGCCACUGCCAGCUGAGUCCAGAGGGGGCCGUCCACCAUCCUCGCCCUUGGCAGCUCUCCCUGCCCUCUGCGUGGAAGGAAGGGCUGAGUGUCGGGAGAGGAAGCCAGGCCGUGAAGGCUGCAGGGCUGCCGGGAGGGUGGGCUUGAAGUUGCACCUGCACUGUUGAGGCACAACCAGACGGAUGUGGUGGACUCUGUCCUUGGCAUCCCCAGAUGAGGGGUGUCACACUUGCACCACCACACACACUCACACUCCUCCGUGACGGGUCUUUGCAGCCCUGGGAGAAGAGCUUCCUGCCCUGCAGCCUCCACCAGGGCCCCUCUCUCCUCACUAGCCGGGAGCAUGGGAGCCUUUGUAGGCGGCGGUGUGGCUCAGUGGGAAGAGCAACACACUAUGUGGUCUUGGGCCCGUGCCCCCGUGAGCCUGUUUCCUUCUCUGUCAAAUCAUGGCAAUAAAGUGUCAGAAGGCGGUUGUGAGCAA